AUGGGUGAAUCAAAAGGAUCCCCCUUCACCGCCUCAUUGCCCUCCCACCCAUCUAACUUGAGCGACCUUCGUGCAGUCAAUAGCGACAGCUCAUGCUUCAUCACAAAUCUUGCGACUGAACUCGUUCAUCAUAUCAUCGACUACAUACCUCCCGCAUCUCAGAUUGACUUCGCAUAUACCUGCAAGCAUUUAUUCGCAUGCUCUACAGAUGUUCUCAAACGCCAUCGCGACGCUUAUACAAAGUAUGGUGUCUCGUCUGAUAUUGACCCAACGACUGUUCCCACACUCCUCCGAAGCGCUUACGGAUAUUGUGACCCAAUCCUCGCCUGGCACGUUCGAAGUCUGGAGGUUUGGUAUGAUCGUACAGGAUGGGACGCAUGGAAGACGCUUGACUUUGAAGUUCCGGUCGAUCAGAGCCUACGCUCGCCAAUAACCUGGGACUUCAUACCCGGUGAAAUCGACGACUAUCUGGAGCCAUUGGAUCAAGCACAGAGUGGCUUGCUUCCCGCACGCGCUGAGGAAGCACGUACGCAGAUUGUCGAGGGCCAUGACAUUUACCUUAAGGCUCUCUUGAUUGCAAGUUGUCCUAGGCUUCGGGACGUCAAGUUCGUCAUGACGGCGCGUGGUGGGACCGCAUCGAGAUCAUGUCUCGACUGGCUUGAAAUCUUAAUCAACAACUCGUACAACAAGAAAACUCCUUGGGGACCAGGCCUCGAAAAGCUCAGUUCGGUCGCUAUUGGUCUGCCCACCGGAACUUGGAUGGAUUCCGCCUACCAUCCCAAUACCUGGCCUUCCAACACAGGCUUCCUCAUGCAACUCCUCCGUCUCCCAAGCCUGGAAAAACUAUAUUUCAGAGACUGCGAAGGUGUUCAAGACGACGAUACGCCUUGGGAGGACCUUCUACCUGCUGAAACUUCUCCCAUCAAACACCUCUUUUUGGACAAUUGCGAUGAGUUGGGGCAAGAAUUUAUCGCUGCUCUUAUCGCUGCCCCGUCAGGCCUGAUCACAGCCUCUUUCCGUGCCGGCAAUGCUCUACUCGAAGACGCGGAUUCACUUGUUCGCAAUCUCGGUACCUCCCAAGGAAACACCUUGGAAAGCCUGAUGUUCUAUGACUACCAUGACAAGCCAAGGAGUAUUCACGGGUAUCGCUGUUCCGCCUUCCGCCCAGAAGAACUCAGCAACAUGAAGAAAUUGAAGCACCUCUGCAUAGAUAUCCAAGACAUCGAGCUUGAAGCCUGCUACAACAGAGAUGACAGCGCAGAAAAAUGGGAAAGCGAUGGAGCGUACCUGGAACGCUGUUUCCUAGAGAGUGUAUGGAGCUACGAGGUUCUGAUCUUGUGGGGAUCGCUCAGCGAAUAUUACAUCAAAUGGGAACCAAACGAGGAACAAGGCUUCGAAGAUGCGAUUAUCUCUCUAAUCGGAGUUCCAGGGCCUGAAAUUUUAGUACCACAAGCUGUGUAUCUGGAGAAUGUGGAGAAAAGCAGUGGGCCAAUUACUACAUUUAGUCCUGGACGCGGAGGAGAACCCUCGCCCAACGAGAAAAGCAAGGUCUGGUUUCGUCGUGCGAUUGAAGUCGCGAGGAAGAGGGGUAGGGAUCUUCACACGCUUACGAAUCGCACCAAGCCGCGUCAUCAGAUUCAGUUCCCUGAGGCGCCUGACAAGUAUGAUCUCAAAACUGGUCCGUGGGGCGAGAGACCGCAGGAUUGGGUCUUCAAUGUGUAUACGGGUCGAAGGGAACCUGAAGGCUUAAAGAGAUGUGGGAUGGGCUGGAGAGGGAGCCGGGAAGGGUGA
Messenger RNA from Alternaria rosae, 1791 nucleotides. RefSeq lists its product as uncharacterized. The record is from RefSeq and is a predicted model, not a curated record. NCBI's taxonomy places the organism in Eukaryota, Fungi, Ascomycota, Dothideomycetes, Pleosporales, Pleosporaceae. Gene Ontology annotation, molecular function: protein binding. The coding region runs from base 1 to 1791 and encodes 596 amino acids. The transcript has 2 exons.